This is a messenger RNA of Miscanthus lutarioriparius, 2643 nucleotides long. Lineage: Eukaryota; Viridiplantae; Streptophyta; Magnoliopsida; Poales; Poaceae. The record is from the annotation of a GenBank genome assembly.
AUGGCGGGUGCGGUGGCGUUCUCUCUGGUGAUUCUUCUUCAUUGGUCUCCAAGUUCGUCGACGCCCGUGCUAGCAUCCGGACCUGCAACAAGAAGCAUCAAGCCUGGAGGAGGGAACAAGAAAGUGGAAGCUUGCCCGGCGAGCUGCGGCAAUUUGAGCUUCGACUACCCAUUCGGCAUCGGACCGGAGUGCUCCAGAGGACCCGAUUUCAGGCUGACCUGCGACGACGCCACUCGGCCCCCCAAGCUUUUCUUGGCAGAUGGCAUCACCGAGGUUAUCCACAGCAUCGACGUUUGCUCCGACGGGUAUGAGUUCGAUCAUGACAAUGACAAUUCAAUCGAGAAGACCUCCAUCUGGCGUGUCGUGCCCAUGAAAUCCGGUGUCCGUGUGUACAACCUAUCACUGGAGCCCCCUGGGAGGUCCUUCUCGCGUGCCUACACUCAUCUAAACAUCACUGGCUGCGACCUGGAUGUGUACUGGGUCAACCAGGUACCUGCGAUAACCACUUGGGCUUGCUCCACUCGGUGCCACGGCGAGGAAGAAAUCACGGAGAUGGCGGCUAGGCACAACUGCACAGGCAUCGGAUGUUGCACUAUUGAAGUGAGUCCCAGGGAGGAUUAUGGGCAGAGCGUCCAGAAAGAUUUCCAGCUUAGUAUCGUCGUCCACGGCCACAACCAAAGCGGCAGCAUCGGCACCUCGAGAUUCAAACGGACCUCUCUAUUGCGGGAUAGAAUCACCGUAUCCAGUGACGACGCCUUGCUCGAGUGGAGAAUCGUCGAUGAACCCAACUGUAUUGCCGCCAAGAAAAGCCAUAAGAACUACGCCUGUAUCAGCAACAAUUCCAAUUGCUACGACCCAGGCAUGACAUCAAGCGAAGGCUACCUGUGCCUAUGCGACAGAGGCUAUACAGGCAACCCCUACAUUCGGGAUGGUUGCACCAACGAUAAAGAGUACAAUCCAAAUCAAACAAGAGCUGAUUGUACCCGUCAGUGUGGAAACAUCAGUGUGCAAUUCCCAUUCGGCUUAGAAGAGGGUUGCUUCGCUAGGAAAGAGUUUCGCCUCUCCUGCACAAAUGCAACAUCCUCAGGCGUCCUCAACAAGGAAGAGGACUCACGGUCUCGGGUGAUCGAUUUGGAUGUUAACGAAGGGACAAUUAAAUUCACCAAUCUUGACCACCAAAUGGAUGCACUUUACGCCUCUGAUAUUACUCCUGGAGGAGACGAUCUUUUUAUCAUUCAUGAUGUAUCCGCCUCUCUGCAAUGGGUUGCUGCAAAUCUAAGUUGCACCGAAGCUAAGCAGAAUAUAUCUGGGUAUGCUUGUGUGAGUAUCAACAGCAGCUGUGUGGAAGUGAACGCGUUUAGCGGCUACAUUGGAUACCGCUGCAAAUGCCCAUAUGGCUUCAAAGGAAACCCGUACAUUCAAAAUGGUUGUCAAGGAAGAUCUGGUUUGCAGAUGUUGAUGAGUGCCUUCAGCAAGGCAUUUGUAAGGGAAGAAUGGAAAAAGAAUGUUCAAAACCAACUGCGGAAGAAUUACUUCCUCAAGAAUCAAGGUCUCCUCCUAGAACAGAUAUCACCAGACAAAACAAAUAUUUUCUCCCUAGAAGAGCUAGAAAAGGCAACAAAUAACUUUGAUCCCACACGCAUCAUUGGACAGGGUGGCCACGGGAUGGUUUAUAAGGGCAUUUUAUCUGACCAACAUGUUGUUGCAAUAAAGAAGUCUCUAGUCAUUGAGUACAGUGAGAUCAGGGAAUUCAUCAACGAAGUUGCAAUACUUUCUGAAAUAAAUCACAGAAACAUUGUGAAACUCUUUGGAUGUUGCCUAGAAUAUGAGGUUCCGUUGCUGGUAUAUGACUAUAUUUCCAAUGGGUCAUUGUCUCAAGUUCUCCAUGCUGAAUCACGAAAUGAUGUUUCUUUGGUUUGGGAUGAUUACAUAAGAAUCGCCACAGAAGCUGCAGGUGCUCUAUCAUAUCUCCACUCAGGCGCUUCAAUAUCAGUCUUCCAUCGUGAUGUGAAAUCCGCAAAUAUACUCUUGGAUGAGAACUACAUUGCUAAAGUUUCAGACUUCGGCGCUUCAAGAUUGGUUCCAGUUGAUCAAACACACAUUAAUACCAAUGUACAAGGUACACUUGGUUACUUAGAUCCUGAGUACUUCGUUCUGAGGCAGCUAAAUGAGAAGAGUGAUGUGUAUAGUUUUGGAGUGGUGCUACUGGAGCUGCUUGUUAGAAAGAAACCAGUUUCCAAAAAUAACUCAGGCGGGGUUCAAAGCUUGUCAUACUACUUUCUUGAGGCAUUGAAAGAGAAAGAAAUCACUGAUAUAGUUGACUCACAAGUUGCCGAGGAAGCAACCAAAGAGGAGAUCAGCAGCGUUGCCUCUCUUGCAGAGAUGUGCUUAAGAUUACGUGGUGAAGAAAGGCCUACAAUGAAGCAAGUGGAGACGGAAUUGCAGAUUUUACGAAAGAAACGGGUGAGCUCUUGCCAAAAUGAGCAGCAAAAUAAAAUAAUGUUGCUAGCUCGAAGAGCUGAAGCUACUUGCCAAGCGCUUGCCAUAGAACCAGGUGAGGGAACCAAUUUACCACUGAAACACAACCAACGAUGUUCUAGUUUGGAGAAAGAGUUCAUGGAAUCUGCCACCCUACCACGCUAG